GGGCCAGACCCAAAAACAGUGCUUUCAACCCGAUCUGCCGCGUCAACAGAUUUUUGGAAGCAAAAUGACUAAAAAGCCAUCACUAAUGACUAAAAAGGCAACAUUGGAGGGCAAACUGGGAACAUGGGAGUUGGCUGGGAAAAUGGUAGUUGGCUGCACUAUUUCACAUUGCAUGUUUACUGCUUAUAAAAUGGCAUGCAACUCUCCAAGCGAAGAGAUAGGCAACCAUGAGAAAGCUAAACGAGUGGAUGAUCAUCUCCUUUUUCAUCACUCUUUUCGGAGUCCUACCCCUGGUUUUAUCCGAUGCCGGCGUGGAUCCACCAACGGGAACCGCAUCGUAUUAUACUCCGACUCGUUUCUCACGAACUGCCUGUGAAGAGAAGAACGGUUCAGCGAAGCUGCCCGACUCAAUCUACCCUGUCGCAGUAAGUGACAGAUUAUGGGAUAGCGGAGCUGGGUGCGGGAGAAGAUUUAAUGUCCGGUGUAUUAGCGAGGGAUCACCUCAUUUCUGCAAGACUGGAGUAGUCAUAAAUGUGAGCAUUCAAGACAGGGCAAAAACGAUGCAGAGCAAAGCUUCGGAUUAUGAUGCUGAUAUGAUUAUCAUCCAAUCAGGUUAUGCAAAAAUUGCAUUUCCAAAUGCAAAGUCUGUUCCGAUUCAGUACGAGAAAGUGUAAAUCUUAAUUGGAUUUUUUUGUCUGUUCAUUUGUUGUUCAACUAUCAAGAAUUAUGUUCCAAAUAUAAUUAAAAAAUAGAAAUAAAUGGGCAUUAUGGUAGAAUAUAUUGUAUUCUGGUUA
Messenger RNA from Rubroshorea leprosula, 794 nucleotides. NCBI's taxonomy places the organism in Eukaryota, Viridiplantae, Streptophyta, Magnoliopsida, Malvales, Dipterocarpaceae. The record is from the annotation of a GenBank genome assembly.